AUGGCGAAGAAGGCCAAUUUCGACGAUGUGCUGGGCAACAAGUUCAGUCUGAUGAACGCCAAAAGCUCAAGUCUGCUCUCGUCAUGGAUGGGCGCUGAACCAACGCCCACGCCCGCAAGUCACGUUUCGGAGCCACAAGACGACGAUGCCGACCUCAAGCAGUCCGACUUUGGGCACGACAGACUCGGCGUUGGCUCAGCAAUUCCCAAGGACAUAGCCGAUGGCAGCUUCACACGGCGAGCACCAACAACAAACGACAAGCUGCUGGAGCAGUUGAUUGGUAAAAAGCGCGCCAAAGCCCAUCUGGCCGCGAAGCAGGAAGCAGAGCGAGCAAGUGCGCGCCAGCAGCCGGCAUGGCAGCAGAAGAAAGAAGAGACGAAACCUGAGGAGAGCGAAGACGAAGAGGAGGGCAGAGCCGCGCUGAUUGCAUCGAAAAGACAGAGAGGCAGUGUUGCCAAACCGAAGCCCAAGUUGACGAGUGUUGAGGCUGAGAAGUUGACGAGUUUUGAGGCUGAGAAGUCGAAGAGUGCUGAGACUGAAAAGCCGGACAGUAUAGAUGUCCAAGAAAGCCCGGCGCCAAAGGAGGAGUCGGACGAUGAUGUCGAACUCAAGCCGAAAAAGCGUGUCAAGAAGAGCAGAGCGAAACCAACAAGCUACCUCGACGAGCUGCUUGCGGAGCGCAGCAAAAAGAAGAAGGGCAAAGGCAAGAGCGAGGACAUCUAG
Boeremia exigua is the source of this 723-nucleotide messenger RNA. RefSeq lists its product as uncharacterized. NCBI's taxonomy places the organism in Eukaryota, Fungi, Ascomycota, Dothideomycetes, Pleosporales, Didymellaceae. The record is from RefSeq and is a predicted model, not a curated record. The transcript is spliced from 2 exons. The coding region runs from base 1 to 723 and encodes 240 amino acids.